Molecule: messenger RNA, 1301 nt
Organism: Mixia osmundae IAM 14324
Lineage: Eukaryota; Fungi; Basidiomycota; Mixiomycetes; Mixiales; Mixiaceae
Exons: 10
Coding region: 30-1301 (423 amino acids)
Biological process (GO): 7-methylguanosine mRNA capping; DNA repair; DNA recombination
Cellular component (GO): mRNA capping enzyme complex
Molecular function (GO): ATP binding; DNA ligase (ATP) activity; mRNA guanylyltransferase activity
Source: RefSeq, a predicted model, not a curated record
CAAGGGUGGGCAGGCUCCUCAAGAGGACCAUGGCGAUUCAGGAUCUAGUACCAGACAGUAUACCUGGCCAGCAAGUGACAGAUCCAGCAGCGCUACAUGGUCUGCGACAGUACAUCGCCAACUUGUGUCAGGUUCAGCAUACAAGAUUCCCAGGCAGUCAGCCUGUCAGCUUCACACAAGACUCACUCGACUUGCUCGAGCAACGGGACUUUUGGGUCUGCGAGAAAUCCAAUGGCGUACGAGUCAUGGUGCUCAUUAUGAGCAAUCCCGAAACGAGUCAGGAGAUCUACCUCAUUGACCGUAACGACAAGUAUUACAUGAACACCGAGGUUUAUUUCCCCAGGCACGACAGCUUUGAGAAUCUGCAAACGGACACGCUACUCGAUGCCGAGCUCGUGAUCGAUGUAGAUCCCGAAUCUGGCCAGCAUGUGCUGCGGCUGCUGCUGUUCGAUUGUCUCGUCGUCAAUGGCGAAAACAUCAUGCACAAACCUCUCCUAUCGCGCUACGGUCGCUUACGAGAAUUCGUGGUCGCGCCCCAUCUGCACUUUCACAAAGUCAGCGGACCUCAGAUGCUAGCGCGACAGCCGUUCGAGAUCAAGUUGAAGCCGCAAGAACUAGCUUAUGGCAUCGAAGCCGUCUUCAAGAAUCAUCUACCCAAGCUGCAACACGGCAACGACGGGCUCAUUUUCACUUGUGCAGAAUCUGCAUAUACUCCAGGCACAGAUCCAUACAUACUAAAGUGGAAGCCACCAGAAGAGAACUCGAUCGACUUUAAGCUUCAGCUCCGCUUUCCUGCCAAGUUAGAUUCGCCUGAUCACGCAGACUAUACGCAGAAGCCAAUCUUUGCACUGUAUGAGUCUGGAGGCUACGAAGGCGAUCGGUUUUUUGACAUACUCGCCGUUUCGGACGAGGAAUGGUCAAGGAUGAAAUCAACAGGAGAGCAGUACGAUGGAAGAGUGGUCGAGUGUGUCUGGAAUAGCGCCGAACAGAACUGGAAGAUACUCCGAUUCAGGGAUGACAAGCGUCAAGGCAAUUUCAAGGAUAUCGUGCAAAAGAUCAUCCAGAGCAUUCAAGACGGCGUCGAAGCGCCUGCGCUCAUCGAACGCGCAUAUGCGAUUCGAAAGGCGUUCAAAGCGAGAGCGCAAGAACGUGCAAGUGGUGCUCGACCGCUGCAGGUCAUUCCUCCUGCUCCCCAACCUAUUCACGUCGCUGCGGAAGAUGCCGCAGUACCCUACUUGCCUCUUCCGAGCAUGAGUCCUUUCGUCACGAGGCCGACAGCACUCAGGCUCAAUGUAGAGUAA